Vombatus ursinus (common wombat) is the source of this 1932-nucleotide messenger RNA. RefSeq names its product fibrinogen beta chain (gene FGB). The record is from RefSeq and is a predicted model, not a curated record. NCBI's taxonomy places the organism in Eukaryota, Metazoa, Chordata, Mammalia, Diprotodontia, Vombatidae. Gene Ontology annotation, biological process: protein polymerization; blood coagulation; platelet activation. Gene Ontology annotation, molecular function: signaling receptor binding. Gene Ontology annotation, cellular component: fibrinogen complex. The transcript is spliced from 9 exons. Bases 20 to 1501 code for a protein of 493 amino acids.
UCACAUCCAUUAGCAAACGAUGGUUACUUGGGCAUUCUCAAAAUCUUCUGCCAUGAAACGUCUUUUGUUGCUCCUGCUCUGCAUUUCCGUAGUUAAAUCCAGUUCUGACUAUGAUGAAGAGGGAGAAGACAGUUCACAUAAGACUCUGGAUGUGCGGACUUACCGGCCAGUAGAUAGGAGAAAGGAAGAAAUUCCAACUCUGAGACCAGCUCCACCUCCCAUCAGCGGGGGAGGAUACCGAGCACGUCCACCCCAGCCUCAGUCUAUUCAACAGAAGAAAUUGGAAAGAAAAGCCCCUGAUGCUGGAGGCUGCAUCCAUGCUGAUACUGAUAUGGGAGUGUUGUGUCCAACAGGAUGUAUGCUGCAAGAUACAUUAGUGAAACAGGAAAGAACUGUGAAAACCAGCGUUAAAGACCUAGGGGCUGAAGUGGACUCCUUUUCUCAGAGUACUUCCACCAACUUCCAGUACCUGGGCAUCCUAAGGGACAUGUGGGGUAAAAGACAGAAGCAAGUAAUAGACAAUGAAAAUGCAGUAAAUGGGUUUUCUUCUGAACUAGAAAAGCAUCAAAUUUAUAUCCAGGAGACUGUGAACACUCAUAUCCCGAAUAACCUUCGAGUGCUUCGUUCAAUCCUAGAAAACCUAAGAAGCAAAAUACAGAAAUUAGAAAGUGAUGUUUCUGCCCAAAUGGACUACUGCCGCAAACCAUGCACUGUCAGUUGUAAUAUCCCAGUGGUUUCAGGCAAAGAGUGUGAAGAAAUUAUUAGGAAAGGAGGUGAUACAUCUGAAAUGUAUCUCAUUCAGCCCGACAAUUCUGUCAAACCAUAUAGAGUUUAUUGUGAUAUGAAGACAGAAAAUGGAGGAUGGACAGUAAUCCAGAAACGUCAGGAUGGUAGUGUUGACUUUGGCAGAAAAUGGGAUGCAUACAGAAACGGAUUUGGAAAUGUUGCAACCAAUGAAGGUGCAAAGAAAUACUGUAGUUUACCAGGUGAAUAUUGGCUUGGAAAUGAUAAAAUUAGCCAGCUUACCAAAAUAGGACCCACUGAACUUUUGAUUGAAAUGGAAGAUUGGAAAGGUGAUAAGGUGAAGGCUCAUUAUGGAGGAUUCACAGUACAGGAUAAAGGCAACAAUUACCAGAUCUCUGUUAGUAAAUAUAAAGGAACUGCCGGCAAUGCCCUUAUGGAAGGCGCAUCCCAGCUGGUGGGAGAGAACAGGACCAUGACGAUUCACAACGGCAUGUUCUUCAGCACAUAUGACAGAGAUAAUGAUGGGUGGGUAACUACAGAUUCAAGUAAACAGUGUUCUAAGGAAGAUGGUGGUGGAUGGUGGUACAACAGAUGCCACUCAGCUAACCCAAAUGGCAGAUACUAUUGGGGUGGCCAUUACAGCUGGGAUAUGGCAAAACAUGGCACAGAUGAUGGAGUAGUGUGGAUGAAUUGGAAGGGGUCAUGGUAUUCAUUGAAGGCGAUGUCUAUGAAGAUCAGACCAUUCUUUCCACAAUAGUAGUCCCAAAAACUAACAGAUUUUUAAAAAUCUUCCCACAUGGGACAAUUUUAUAUGUUUUUAAUAGAAUGUUCCUUUUCAUAUUGGAAGCAAAUCUCCCAAAGGUUAUAGGUAUAACAUAAAUUAGAAAGGCUAUUCAGGGUAAAAGCCAUUAAAUACUGUAUAACUCUAUAAUUUUGAUUUGUUUUUUUUUUGUCAAGAAGCUACUCAAAGGAAAAUUAGAGAAACAGAGUCAUUUAUAAAUUUCAACUCUACCUGGUCAUGAAAAACAUUAAAAUAGGUGGAAGAAUGUUAUAUAGUUGUGAAAAAUCUACAAGGCAAACUAAAAGCUGAUGUUUAAAAUUCCACUUCAUCAACCAUAUUUAUUUAUGCGAAGUUCUGUGAGAAAGUUUUCCAAAGAAGUGUUCAUUAAACACCUUACACUGCGAUAA